AUGGGAACUCAGUUUAUGCCCAUUCAUAUGAAUGCUCUCCAUCUUGCAGAUGUUUCGGCUCAAACAAAAAUUAAGUGUGCUUCUCAAUGUAGUGCUCAUCCGCAAUGCCGCACAUUUAAUUUUGACACAGCUACACAGAUAUGUCAGUUGUUUCAAGGAGAUACAAUUGCGACAGGUUCAACCGUAUCAGCUGUACAAACAUCAAUGUUUGGAUCGGUCAGGUUGAUGGAAACCUUUUUCACUGCAUACAAUAGAUCAUGUGAUCAAUGUGCAGAUAAUCGAUUCCUUCGAUGUGUUAACGAUACCUGUCAGUGCCAGCAGAAUACUUAUUGGAAUGGUUCAUUCUGUUUACCUCAGUUACCACUACCGUGCAUGGAAUGUGAACCGAAUAGAAGCAUGUGCCGAGAGGAUCUUAAUUUGACAUGUCAAUCGUACAGUAAAUGUGAUUAUGCUAAUCAAACUUGUAACAUCACCGAUGCACCUACCACGGAUACGACGACAGAAGUGUACUCGACUUCAACAGUUUCAACUGGAAAAUGGGUGCUCGUAGGUAAUAUGAGCAUUGGUCGGUCGUGUCACACGAGCACUUUGAUUCCAUCGGAAAAUGAUACGGUGAUUAUAGCGGGCGGAAUUUUUACAUCACAAUCGACGGUUAUCGAUAAAUUCGUUUUAAGCAAUUUAUCAAUUUUUGCAUGUGGUGGAAUGUCCACGUUUCGUAAGUACCACGCAGCUGAAUACCUUAACUCUUCUGGUUAUAUUAUUUUCACUGGUGGUGAAAGCAACUCAUCGUUCACGUUGGAGUCUGCUGAACUAUUUAAUCCUAUUUCAUGUACCGUUGUAAGUUCUAACCUCACCAUGACUUCGCCUCGGCAAUGCCAUACAAUUACUACGUUGCCAGUAUCAUCGAAACUAUUUCUCGUUGGAAAUAGGUCUAAAAGUCGCUCGGCAGAACUUUUCGAUCCGAACACGCUUUCAUUUUCAGUUGUUAACAGCACAAUGAAUGUCGAUAGAUAUAUACCUACUAGUACUCUUUUGCCAGGUGUCUUAUCUUCAGAAGAGGGUAUAUUGAUUAGCGGAGGCUUCACGCCGGGAAACCCUAAUACAACUUUUCCAGAGUAUUACAACGCGAGUUUCGGAUAUUUUGUUAUGUCACCGACUAAUAUGGCAGCAUCACGCUCUUACUAUACUGCUACUCUGCUGUCUGAUCCAAGGACAGUACUUAUUUGUGGUGGAUUUGAUCGUUAUGUUAACUAUCUAGAUAGCUGUGAAAUUUAUAAUCAUAUUUCAAAAAAUUUCUCCCUAAUUACUAAUCAUAUGUCUGUCGCACGUAGUUAUCACACAGCCACGCUGCUUCAAGAUGGUAAAGUAUUGAUUGUAGGUGGUUAUGACGGUGGAACAGUAUUUGACAGCACUGAGCUAUAUGAUCCUGCUUCAAAGACAUUCACGACAGGCCCAUCAUUGAAUAACGCUCGCUACCUGCAUACAGCAACGUUACUUCCAUUAUCUGGAAAUGUGCUUGUUUGCGGAGGUGAAGAUACGGCUAAUGUUCUUGCAAGUUGUGAACUGUACUAUCGUUAA
This is a messenger RNA of Adineta ricciae, 1578 nucleotides long. Lineage: Eukaryota; Metazoa; Rotifera; Eurotatoria; Adinetida; Adinetidae. The record is from the annotation of a GenBank genome assembly.